UUAAGUCCUUUGAAAUCGGGGGCUACAUUUCGGCCUGUUUAAAUGGCAUAUUUAGUCGAAAAAUCUUUACAACAAACGCAAACUAUUCCAAACGACCGAGAAAGGCGUUUGAUAACUGGAUUACAAAGCGCGGCAUCGGCGGUCCGCUCAGCUGCCGAGGCCGACAAAAUAUUGUUCAAGAAAGCGCGCGUUUUCAUGAAGUGUCGCCCCCAGAUCAAGCAAGUACUUUUUAACAUCAGUCAUCAACUUUAUCAGUCGGGAAAUUUGGAGGAAGACGUCAAACAGCUGAAGUGUGAUCAUUAUGAGGGGGCUGUUCCGCCCGCUUCGUUGAUUUGGGGAGAAAGAUUUGAUCAGGAUGUCUUGCAGUCGAGCAAGUCACUCAAUGAAGAUAACUUUUGGACGUUCGUUCAUUCCGUGGCGUGGCGGAAGUUCAGCUCCAUUCGCGUGACACAUGGAGCUCUCCUAGACAGUCUCCUAUACUCAUACUACUCUCUUGUUCAAGAUGGGAAACUCUAUUCUUUCACGACCGAAGUCUUUCAAAAGAAUGACCCAACGGUACAUCAGAGAAUGGCCGACAAGAAGAAUGACGGUGCACCAAUGAAGAUUACUUUUACCUACUACGCUCCAAGUUUGCAGGCUCUAAGUGAGAUUAUAUAUCAUCAUCAAGGUUCAAAGGUCAGCCUAGAAACCUUGGCUCAGCAGAAUGAAAGUCCCGAGAAACAGCCACCCGCUUCUCCCAAUGGCUCUCUUGACUUUGCAUGGUCAGCGGAGCCCAAAGAGAGCAAUGCCAGUAUAAUUCAUGCAACACCGAUCAACCCUCCUAACUCUCCCACACCAUCACGUUCACCAACGGAGAUGAUGCUCAAGAAGCGAAAGGACGAAUCGUUGCUCGGUGGUCUUCGGAAUCCUAUCGUCAAGUACCCAUCAAGCUACUACAGUCUGCCUCUGGUGCUGCGCAACCGGUUCACGCUAGGAUUGAAACAGAAAGGCGAUGAUGGGAUGGCCAUCGAGGGCAAGCACCUGCAAUGCCAUCAGGAGGACAAUGGACAGUAUUCACCUUGUAGCCAGGUGUAUUUCACAAGGGAGUCCAACAGGACACAAGGUUACAAAUCAUCGCUGCAAGCAGUACGUGCCUCCUACUGUCCACAGUCGCAGUCAGUGCGUCUUCCGUCACUAACGCCAUCACCGACAAGGAAAGAUGCAGAGAAGAGCACACCAGAGACACGUAGAAAGAGCUCCUCCCCAUUGCAUAGUUGCCUGGCUACUCCCAAUCAUCGGACAAAGGACAAAGAGAGGAAUAGCCCGGAUCAAGAAAGUCCUACCUCAAUGCGGCCGGACUCCAAACGGACACUAACGUUUUCGCCAAACCUGGAAUACAUCAAUGUUGUACGACGCGUCACACCCGAACCCAUCAGCCCCACCAAACCACAAGGAAAUGCCACUUUCGACACCAGUAAGCUCUACAUCAACUGGAGUCUGGACAAGAUGAGAAGAGAGCGGCGGAUAGGAAAGUACCGUCGGAAGACCGGACCUUCUCAGAAAGCUCUAUUCAAGAAACUCCAGAAGCAGGAGACGGAUAAAGAUUACGUCCUUGGAAAGUUCCUUGCCGACCAUCCACUGAAAGUGACAAGAGCAGAUGGCGAAGGUAACGAUAACUGUCCACUUCAUGUGGAGCAGGAAGACAUCCAAUGUGAGAAGUGUCUGAGACAUGGGUCCCAGGAACCAAGACCUCUCACCAUCAUCACCAACCACAGUAACAUCAGAAAACUGCGGUUCAGUUCCGUAGGAUCGGAGAAGCAAGCCGGUGUUUCCUCGGCCAUUCCGCGACCAUCAGGGUAUGCUGACACUGUCGAAGAGUUCAGGAACGGAUGCUACAGGAGCACCAAGCAAUUCAUCAUCAGGAAGGAACAGGUCACUACGUCCGAGCCAUUUGUCACUGUGACCAGCUUGACCAUCAAUAAAAUCCCAAGGGAAGGUUUCGAGACGUGGCAGUAUGCAACAGCAGAUGCCAUGCUGGAUAAGUGAUGAGGGAGCUUCAUAGCUGAAAUAUACGACUUCUUCAAAUCUCCACUUUACAAUCAAAGUUUUCUUUUACACUUUGGAGAAAAGAUCAACUAUCAGAGGUUCCAAUGCUAUUCUAGGCUAUUUACCCCCUCCCUGUAAGACCUAUUUUGUAAUAAUAUACUUAAGGAAAUCAAUGAUAAUUCAUCAUCAAAAUUCUGAUUAUAACACGAUUUUAAUUAUAGAAUGUGUAAGGCUAAUUUGAAGUCGCAAAGUUAAUAUGAAAUAAGUUUCUUAAAAAAGUAUUACAUAUGACUGGAAAUAGAGGGUUUUGAAUGAUUUCUUUUGCAAUGCAGUACUUUUUACCGAUUUUUAUUGGUUAUAUUUUUUGUCAAAUUGCAGGCCGAUUCAAGGUACUUUAUGUACAUGCACAUAAGAGUGUUAAUAACACAAAUAAAUACCCAUAAAGAAACUGUAAAUUUUUGUUAUCUUCAUUUAUUUGAUAACAUAAGAGCCCAGCAUGAAACAAAAUGUAUCACAAGGAUAGGUGGACCUAGGAGGGUGUUUCACAAAGAUUUAAGUAUGACUUGGAGUCGCACUUAAAUGCUCACAUGUAUAUGAUAUACACGGCAAUCUUAUUGAUUGUGCGUCCUCUUCGCCAUUGGCGGUGGAAGCCAAGAAAUUUAGGGGGUCCAUCUAAUAUUUUGGGAUGGACACAGGUUAAAAAAAAAGGUUAUCAACCAAAAUUUUAUUUUAGGGGGGGGGAACUGGACCAUCUGGCCCCCCCCCCCCUCCGCUGCCUAUGCUUCUGCAUGAUCUGAUCAAUGCGAUCAUGCCUUUUAUGCUGCGCUCAACUAGGCAUUUAAUUGCAAUUCUAAGUCAUACUUAAAUCUUUGUGAAACACCUCCCGGAACCUUUUUUUUACAGAGUUGUGAUUAAUCUGAUCCAUUGCCACAUGUCAUAAUUCUUGUAAUUCUUCUUACAGUCCCAUUCGAAAUGCACAAUUCUUGCAUGAAUAUGUAUCACAUAGAGAAAACACUAGAAUUGAAAUAUCCAUUCUAGAUACGGUAUUAGGAUUGCUGGCUUUUUAUCAGAUCAAUAACUAAUCUUUGUAAGACAGGGUCAGUGGUGGACUGUGACCCGGAGGAAACAAAGCAUUGGAGGGGCACAGCAUUGUUCACAAACAAUACAGUGCCCCUCCAAUGCUUUGUCUCCUCCGGGAUCACGGUCCGCCACUCGACAGGGUCCAGCAAUGUUGGUAACCUCCAUGGAAACUUUAGUACACAUAAUACAACCCUGUUGAAGACACGCAAGGGCAACUGCACAGUAAUCAAGUUAAUUCCAAAGUCUCCUAUAUGCUCAUGUAGGUUUUUGAUGACACAAAGCUUUCAGAUCUGGAUCCUUUUCUUGAGUUUGAUUGGCUGAGCAGCACAGGUAUCUGAUUUUUACCAUGGAAAUCAUCAGAUAAAACAGACCUUGCUGUAUAAAAUAUCUGACAAGUCUUUUCAUGAAACACCC
This is a messenger RNA of Lytechinus variegatus (green sea urchin), 3519 nucleotides long. RefSeq lists its product as uncharacterized. Bases 43 to 2025 code for a protein of 660 amino acids. The record is from RefSeq and is a predicted model, not a curated record. NCBI's taxonomy places the organism in Eukaryota, Metazoa, Echinodermata, Echinoidea, Temnopleuroida, Toxopneustidae. The transcript is spliced from 3 exons.